Molecule: messenger RNA, 1540 nt
Organism: Monodelphis domestica (gray short-tailed opossum)
Lineage: Eukaryota; Metazoa; Chordata; Mammalia; Didelphimorphia; Didelphidae
Gene: SMYD5
Product: SMYD family member 5
Biological process (GO): negative regulation of gene expression, epigenetic
Molecular function (GO): histone H4K20 methyltransferase activity; protein binding
Source: RefSeq, a predicted model, not a curated record
UACGAAGAGCAGCUCAGUCGGUGGUUCACCCCCGAAGGAUUCCGGUCUCUCUUUGCCCUCGUUGGGACCAACGGUCAAGGAAUCGGCACCAGUUCCCUGAGUCAGUGGGUCCACGGCUGCGACGCCCUCGCCCUGAAGGCCCCGGAGCGCGAGCAGCUGGACGCCUUCAUCGAUCAGCUGUACAAAGACAUCGAGAGAGUGAGUGGCGAGUUCCUGAACUGUGAGGGAUCCGGGCUGUUCGUGCUCCAGAGCUGCUGCAACCACAGCUGCGUCCCCAACGCGGAGACGUCCUUCCCGGAGAACAACUUCCUGCUGCACGUCACGGCCCUCGAGGACAUCAAAGCCGGAGAGGAGAUCUGCAUCAGUUACCUGGACUGCUGCCAGCGCGAGCGCAGCCGCCACAGCCGCCACAAGAUUCUCCGGGAGAACUACCUGUUCGUGUGCUCCUGCCCCAAGUGCUUGGCCGAGGCCGAGGACCCCAGCGUGACCUCGGAGGAGGAGGAGGAGGACGAGGACGAGGACGAGGAGGAGGAGGGGGCGCCAGAGGCGGCCGAGCUUGAGGACGAGAUGACUGACGUCUGACGGCCCCGCCGCCCCCAGCCUCUGGGAGCUGCCCCAACCUCGUUCCCCGUCUCCCUCGGCCUCCCUUCCCUUCCGGCAGGACCCCAAGGCCCGCCCGCCCGCCUGCUCUGGGGGGCCCCGGACGGCCCUCCCUCAGGGCUGAGAGGAGCUCGCGCCCCCUCCAGCCUGUUACGGAUUUAUUUAUUUGGGGAACCCGGAGUCCAAGCGGAGUUCCUGGCACUCGGGCCGGGGGGCCCAUCGAGGAAGCCAAGGCUGGCCUUCCCUCUUCCGGGGCGCUGCCCCGCUUCGGCGGGUCCGCUGGAGCCGGUUCGCAGAAGGCUGUUGGCCUGUCCAGGGAAGAUGACCGACCGCCGGCCUCCCUCCCUGCCUGGGGGCUCCUGGGCCUCCCCAGGUAGGCUCGAAGCUCCUUCCCAGCCCCUCAGAAUCUCAUCUUGUGCCUUUUCUUCCCUGCCUUGGCAGGGAUGGUGGUUGGACCCCGGCAGGCCUGGGGAGGCUCGAGUCUGCCCCAGGCAGGGGGUGAGCAGGCCCUCGCUGGCAGCCCCCUGCGGUGGACCAUUUGGGAGAGAACCGGGUCUCCCCCAGGCUCUGCGGGGAGGUGGCGCCCCCGUCGGGCCCCCUGCUCUGCGCCCCCGAUUGCCAGGGUUCAGGCAGGUUCUCUCCUGGCUGGAAACAAGCCGUGCCGUGCCCCGUCUUCCUUCCCUGCUUCCCAGCUCUGGUGCUGUGUAGACAUGUUCACGGUGGGGGCCCCGGGGAGGAGCAGGCUGUGGGCAGAGGGGCUCCGCCUGGGCCUCGGGCCCUCCCCGCUGCCCUCCCUCCUGGGCUGUACUAAAGGAUGCUCUCGCCCCGGCCCCAGGGCCGCUGUCAUGUGCCUCCAUCCCGUGCUGUCUGGUGCUUGCUCCGUGCUCACCGCCGUCCUGGCUGACCAAUCAGUGUUCUCAAUAAAUGUAACUACGGCCGA